Balaenoptera ricei (Rice's whale) is the source of this 963-nucleotide messenger RNA. Its product is annotated as putative protein FRMPD2-like. The record is from RefSeq and is a predicted model, not a curated record. NCBI's taxonomy places the organism in Eukaryota, Metazoa, Chordata, Mammalia, Artiodactyla, Balaenopteridae. The transcript is spliced from 6 exons. Bases 1 to 963 code for a protein of 320 amino acids. Gene Ontology annotation, molecular function: protein binding.
AUGACAUCUGUCCCCCUCCCAGGUGACCGGCUCUUGCAGGUGGAUGGAGUGAGUCUGUGCGGCCUCACCCACAAGCAGGCCGUGCAGUGCCUCAAGGGCUCUGGGCAGGUUGCAAGACUGGUCUUAGAGAGAAGAGGCCCCAGGACUGCACAACAGUGUCCUUCUGCUAAUGACAGGAUGGGAGAUGAAUGCACGGCUGUUUCCUUGGCAACAGUCUUGCCUGGAAGGCCUGCGAGCAGUGUCUCAGCGACAUAUGGUCCCAGGUUUGAAGUCAAGCUAAAAAAGAAUGCCAGUGGUUUAGGAUUCAGUUUCGUGCAGAUGGAGAGUGAACGCUGCGGCCAUUUCAAGAACGAUCUUGUGAGGAUUAAGCGGCUCUUCCCGGGGCAGCCGGCAGAGGAGAAUGGGGCCAUCGCAGCUGGUGACAUUAUCCUGGCUGUGAACGGAAGGCCCACGGAAGGCCUCGACUUCCAGGAGGUGCUGCAUUUACUGCGCGGAGCCUCACAGGAAGUCACGCUCCUGCUUUGCCGACCGCUGCCAGGUGUGCUGCCUGAGAUGGAUCAGGGCUGGCAGACACCUGUGCUCUCAGCAGACAAAGAAUUCACCAGGGCAACAUGCACUGACUCAGAGCAGAGCCCCAGCCUGGAUCAAGAGGACAGCCAGAGGGACAGUGCCUCCGCAGAUGCAGGGGAAGGCCUGGGUCUCAGGCCAGAGUCUUUCCAACAGGCCACCAGAGAGGCACAAUGGGACCAAGACACAGAGAGACCCUGGGCCACUUCCUUGACUCGUCCUCGGGAUUCCUACCUUCAUUUAUUGAGACUUCACCAAGAAAUGGAUGCAUCAACAUUGGCUACCUCUUUGGAAAACGAUAUGAGGCAAAACUGCUAUUCAGUUUGUGAUAUCAGGAGACUUGAAAGAUUCUCCUACUCAUCUUCUCUAACCAGACUCUCGACAGAUAUUUUCUGA